UCGGAAUGCGGUCUCGGCAGCACAAGCAGCUUGACUGAAUCCUGAUAAACCACGUGUCUCACCGAGUCUGCUGCAUCUGUCCACCCACAGAGAGAGAGAGAGACGCUAAUGAAAUAGUUUCACCUGCACUCUGAAAAGUUCAUCUCGGAGGAUAUUUUCUGACAAACGCCUCGCUCCAUUGAAGUCAUUGCGCUGCACAUGUGUGAUACAAAAUCCGCGUUUUUACGAAACGAGGGCGGCCUGUCGCGUGAUCUGCAUUGAACGAGAAAACGUGUUUAUCUUGCACAAAAGCUGUCAGAAUGACCCAAGACCAACUCCUCACGGGACUGAAGAAGGACCUCCGGUCUCUCUUGAUCUCAGCUAAGCGUGGCUUGACCCCUGAGCAGCUCAAGAGAGACUACCAGACCAUGCUGGGCUUCCCCAUUCCCCUCAGGUUACUGGGAUUCAGAAACGUUUUAGAUAUGGUCAAGGAAAUGCCAGAUGUUGUGCACUUGGAGUACCACCUUGAUGGCAGCAUAAUUUUAAAAGCCAUUGGAGACGAGAGCACCAAAGGCAUCGAAGAGCUAGUGUCCAAGCAGCGGGACCACAAACCCAAACCCAAAGUCAACAAUCGGAGGGGAAAUCUGGUGAACUUCCACACCUCUUUCCCACGCCAUCAGCCUGUUAUUCUCCCUCGGCGUGGCCCAGCAAAGCCCGCCCUGCCUGCUCAGCUGCGCAGCCAACUAACACAAUUGCUAUCUCAUGGGCCGGUCCGAUUAUCAGAGCUGGAAUACAAGUAUACAGUGCAGUUCGGAAAGCCGCUCCAGAUCACUCAAUAUGGCUUCUACUCCAUAUCCGAGAUGCUGGUGGCUGCCGCGGAUUUCAUAAUUAUGCAGCAGACUCGCACUGGCUCACAACUACUUCUGAAAAGCUCUGUGGUGCCACUAAAUCAGACCGAAAAUCGGAUGCAAGCCUUUCCAAGAAGUGUAUUGGAACCUCCUUUGGUGGAAAAAUUCAGUCCUGAAGCAACUUCACCGCCUAAAAGCGAACAGCAAAGUUUGUCCCCUGCUGUUCCUAAACCAGAGCCUGUGAAGAAAGAGCACUCUUUUGAAGAAACCAUUUUUAAGCUUGAGGAGGAGCUCAGACAGCAGAUUUUCGAGAAGGGCACCGCUGGCUCCGUCAGCCGCGAACUGAAAGAUAAGCUACGGAAGGUUGUAGCUCAAAAUGGCAAGGGGAUCUCCAUUCACAAUCUACCAGCAGAAUAUAAGCGAAUGUAUAGUGAGGAGUUGCCGGUGAGCCAGUGUGGCUUUCUGAGCGUGACUGAGAUGGUUGGUGCUUUAAGUGAUACAUUUUCCAUCCAAAGAGGUGCUGAUGAGAGUGAAAACCACUGGAUGGUCGUGGAGUUCAAACCAAAUGACAUACAACCCAGUAAAUCUGAAUUAUCCCCGGGUCACGGCACCACUUCCAAUCCGACGGACGAAUCACCGAAUCCCUCCAGCAAGGCUUAUUACUUAGGCUAUGCAGAAUCUGCCUGGGAGCGCGAAGAGUCGGAGCAAUCCACAGACCCUCAAGAGUCUGACGCUGAGCUCAGAGUCACCAAUAAAACCAUCCAUCAGAUGGGAGAUCUUUUCCCAGAGUUGAUGGUGAGUCAUGUAACAGCGGUUCCUCCAGACGCGGUGCGCUGCCAGAAGCUGAAGUCGCCCAUUCGCAGGAGAGAUAGAGAGCUGGUGCCAGUCCUGGUGGAGCAGACAGAGUCACCCAGCCACUUCUACAUCCGCUUCAGCCAAAACAAGGAGGCCAGAGCCCUGGAGAACAUGAUGAUUGAAAUGAGGAGCUGUUACUCCUACCCAGACGUGGCGGAGAGAUACAGGCUGCCUGAUGCCUAUGUGCGGCCGGGUCAGGUGUGCUGCGUGGCCCCAAGAGACAUGUGGUUCUACCGUGUGGUGAUCCACGAGGUGUUCAGUAGUACUGAAGUAAAGGUGUACUACGUCGACUUCGGAGACAUCACAAAAGUGGAACGAAACAGCCUCAGAUUUCUCAAAGCUUGUUACGCUGAUCUCCCGGCUCAGGCUGUCCCAGCAAUGUUAGCUGGAGUUCGGCCCGUCACGAGCAUUUGGAAUCAGAGUGCUAUCAGCUCUUUCCAGCGGAUGUGUUGUGAGCGCACUCUGGUGGCUGCCAUUCACAGCUACCAGAACGACUUCCUGUUGCUCUUCCUGUGCGACACCAACACGGAGGAGGAUGUUUACAUUCACUCCGCCCUACAGAAAGAGGGCCACGCCCUUCCCAGCAGUACCGCAUACGGAUUGGCGUCAAGGCAGUUCAAUCCAUUGACGUCUUACUUCGGAGAUGAUCAGAUCGAUGAUGUAAAGGAGUCUCUCACACCCUCCACAUGUUAUUCUCCAGAUAUAGAGGGAAAUGGCUCUCCAUGCUCCUCUCAAACGGGUUCCAGCUCUGAAAAUGGACAAACCAACUUCGCCCCCACUGAUGUAGAACCGAGCCUGGACCUUCCUGCACUCGAGUGUAUAAAUGUUCCUGACGUCAACGCUGAGGCUGAAAGUGAGAACGUAAAUCCAUUCGAGGCUCUGCAGGGUAAAGACCCAUUAAGCAGCAAUCAAUGGGAUCAAGGAUGGACAGCAGAGGACAAAACAGAUGUCAGACCUGACGUCAAGACUGAAGAGGAAUCGAAACCUGAGAUUGUGUCUCCUCCACCUGUUCAAGAAACUGUGAGUGAACUGCAGAUGUGUGUGUCUCCAGCUAAACCAAAGCCCGUCUCAAGCACAUGCACCAGCCCCCACACCUCUAGCCCGAUCCAGAUCAACUGCAUCUAUCCAGGCGUACCAGUCUAUCCGGUCCAGCCCCCGUUUUCCCAGUUCAUGAUGCAGUUCUUAAGCAGCCCAGUCCCCGUGGGACAGGGUCCACACUCUCCGUUCUGGCAGCACACCUCUCCGUUAGCCCUGACACCAGCUGCGCGCCUGUCUGCCGGAGCCAACGUCCUACACCGGCGCUCCAAACACACAGUCUGACCAGCCAGAAGCGGUGCGUGUUCGUUUCAGAACCUAUUUUGGACUUUCGUUAUGUUCAUUAACCUUCUGUUCUUUCAUUUCUUUGGCUGCUACAUCCUAGAAAUAUAUCAAAUGAUAUAAUAAAAGCAGCGGAGGACACAUAAGGACAAGUCAGUGCAGAUAUAUCUCUAGUUCAUUUUAUCGUAAUGCCUCUCCAGCAGCAGAUUGUUCUUUAUUUGUAUGUAUUUGCAUAGACAAUGCUAAAGUUUUGUAUGUUUUUAUGUUUGCACUAUGAACCAAUUGGACAUUUGUUUUAUUUAAGUUGCCUGUUCAGUGUUCAAUUCAGAAUUUUUCUUUUACCAACAAAAUGUUUUACAAAGAAGAAAAUGUGAUAAAAAAAGGAGGAUACACUGAAAAUUGUGUCU
Molecule: messenger RNA, 3406 nt
Organism: Pimephales promelas (fathead minnow)
Lineage: Eukaryota; Metazoa; Chordata; Actinopteri; Cypriniformes; Leuciscidae
Source: RefSeq, a predicted model, not a curated record